UCUCUGCAGCCGAUCUCCUCUCUUCCUAAAACACGGCGGCCCGGGCAGAUGAGCAACCAACCUUCAGUACUAACAGCACUGUUCUACUGCCAGCUGCGAUCCUGUGCAUAAUGUCUCGUCCGAGGUUGAUGCUGAGUGCAGUGUUGGCCCUGUGGGCCUGUGGCUCCUGCAGUCCUGGGCCCGUGGAGGACGUGGUGGUGGACCCAUACUCCCGUCCUAAAAACUGCACCAGGGAGGUGAAGAAAGGAGAUCUGGUGCGGUAUCACUACAACGCCACGUUUACUGACGGGACACAGUUCGACUCCAGCUAUAAAAGAGACAUUGCAUUCUUUGUGAUGGUGGGUCAGGGCCGUCAGAUUGCUGGAGUGGACAAAGGCAUUGUGGGAAUGUGUGUGAACGAGCACAGAAGGAUCACCGUGCCCCCCCACCUGGCCUACGGAAGCCAGGGAGCAGGUGAGACCAUCCCCCCUGAUGCCACCCUGGUGUUUGACCUCCACAUGUUGGACAUCUUUAACAUGGACGACCGUGUGCAGACAGAGGUCAUCAAAACUCCCCAGAACUGCACGCGCUCCGUCAAGAAGACCGACUUUGUCCGAUUUCACUUUAACGGAAGCCUGUUGGAUGGAACCAAGUUCGAUUCCAGCUACGACCGCUCGCAGACGCAAGACACGUUAGUCGGAGACGGCUGGAUGAUUAAAGGACUGGAUGAGGGAAUGCUGGGAAUGUGUGUGGGAGAAAUCCGGAACUUCGUCAUCCCUCCGUUCCUGGGAUUCGGAGAGAAAGGAUUCGGUAAAGAAAUUCCUCCUCACGCUACGCUGGUGUACAAACUCCUGCUGGUGGAUCUACACAAUCCUAAAGACGACAUCAGUGUGGAAGUUCAGACAGUUCCUGACAACUGCAGCCGUAAAUCCAUAGCGGGAGAUUACAUCCGCUACCACUACAAUGGCACCUUCCUCAACGGAGAAGCUUUUGAUAACAGCUAUAAGCGUAACGGUACAUACAACACGUACAUCGGCCAGGGUUACGUGAUCUCAGGGAUGGAUAAAGGACUGCAGGGGGUGUGUAUGGGCGAGAGGAGGAGGAUCACCAUGCCCCCUCAUCUUGCGUAUGGACAACAAGGAGCAGGUAAGGAAAUCCCCGGCUCAGCCGUGCUGGUGUUCGACAUUCACGUGAUCGACUUCCACAAUCCGAAAGACUCGGUGCAGGUGGACGUUGUGUCCAAACCCGAGGUGUGUAACGAGACGAGCGAGCUGAACGAUUUCAUCCAUUAUCACUACAACUGCACGCUGAUGGACGGCACGCUGCUCUUCACAUCGAGUGAUUACGCUGCUCCUCAGGACGUGGUUUUAGGAGGAGAUAAAGUGAUCGACGGGUUGGACGAAGGACUGAGGGGGAUGUGCUCGGGCGAAAAGAGGAUCGUCGUCGUGCCGCCGCACCUCGGACACGGAGAGAAAGGAGCGAAAAACGUUCCGGGCAGUGCUGUUCUGCGCUUCGAGCUGAAGCUCAUUUCCAUACAGAAGGGGGUUCCUGAAGGUUAUUUGUUCAUUUGGCUGGGUGAAACACCCACUGAGAUCUUCCAGUCCAUGGAUUUGAAUCAGGAUAAAGAAGUUCCACUGGAGGAGUUCACAGAGUUCAUCAAGCAUCAGGUAGCAGAGGGCAAAGGUCGACUAAAACCCACCCAGAACGCCGAGACCGUCAUCGGAGACAUGUUCAAAAACCAGGACAGGAACGGAGACGGGCGCAUCACCCCCGACGAACUGAAACUCAAAGUGCAGGAGGACGCCGAGAAGGAAAAAGCUCGACACGAAGAGCUGUGAGAGAAACUCACACCGGUGAGACUGCGGGCGGAGCCCCGGACCAGCAUGCACAGCGUUUAUACAGUCAGUACAGGCGGUGAUGCAGAAUUCCUCUCUGAGAACAAACCACUCAGGAUUAAAAACAAUAGGAACGUUUGCAGCCAAAGUGUAUUUGCACUGUAAUUCUAGGAAUAUUUUGUAUGAGGUUUGAAACGGGAUGAAAUAACGCGCCCUUCUUUUUGCAUUGCACAUGUGGGAAGACGUGACACUUUAUAUUUUCUUAUUUUUAUGGUAUUAUUGGGGUUAGUAAAAUGUUUCCUUGUAUAAACUGCAAUUUUUCAUGCUGUACGACGUUCAAAUUUAUAAAAUACGUUUUACGUUAUUUAAAAGUGUGAUUAAAAGCUGAAACCUU
Messenger RNA from Trichomycterus rosablanca, 2208 nucleotides. It is a transcript of the gene fkbp10b, whose product is annotated as FKBP prolyl isomerase 10b. NCBI's taxonomy places the organism in Eukaryota, Metazoa, Chordata, Actinopteri, Siluriformes, Trichomycteridae. The record is from RefSeq and is a predicted model, not a curated record. Bases 111 to 1817 code for a protein of 568 amino acids. Gene Ontology annotation, cellular component: endoplasmic reticulum. The transcript has 10 exons. Gene Ontology annotation, molecular function: calcium ion binding; peptidyl-prolyl cis-trans isomerase activity.